Molecule: messenger RNA, 1712 nt
Organism: Truncatella angustata
Lineage: Eukaryota; Fungi; Ascomycota; Sordariomycetes; Amphisphaeriales; Sporocadaceae
Exons: 2
Coding region: 194-1609 (471 amino acids)
Source: RefSeq, a predicted model, not a curated record
CAGGUAAUCUUGGAUAGACAAGUUUCACGAAGCGCCAUGGAAUGGCCCUUAUCAAAAGUCCCCUGUAACACAGGAUUGCGUUCUUUCGAAUAUGCAGGUGCAGAACAUGUUGUUUGCAUUUAGCCGUCCACUUUGCAACACUCUGUACACUGCUCGACAACCACCAUACUAUCAUUUCUAAGCUUUCCGUGACAUGAAACUCCUCAGAUCAGCUGAGCGAGCUUUCAACGCCAUGAUGACGGGCUCGGAACUAGAAACUAAGGAAACCCCCCAACAUGCUACAAGAAAAACGAUGGCCAGCCCAGUAGCUGGAAAUAUUACUAGCACGGUUAGCGCUUCGAACGAUUCACAGGCGGAUCGUUCAGAUAGUGAUAAUGAGGUUCCCGCUUCACAAUUAAUCACGUCUUCUCGAAGCCGUCAAACUUCGUGGGAUGUUCCGCGACGAAGAGAGCGUGCCAAAAUACCAGAACAACCAAUUGCUCCGGGCCAAGACGAUGCCCGUUGGCGCGAGGUAUUUGACAGAUUUGAGCACCUGUCAAAGGACACGUGGAACAUCCAAUCAGCCUUGCAAGAGCUGCAUAAAGAAAGGCACGAGAAGUUGACCUCCAAGUCAGACCUACUGAGGGCUCAAAAUGAGCUAGAGCAGGCCAGGUUAAGUUUGGAAACAGUCACCAAGAAGUGGAAGAAGACGGCUUCGGAGCUGAACAACUUACGGUCUCAAGAAUCGAGGCUGUACCAGCUUCUCGACGCAGACCUCGACGGUUUGGUGCAAGGGCUUCGCUACGAGAUCAGAAAUUUCUCCUUUUCUUUUCAAUAUUCGGCCAUCAAUUCACCUGAACAGUUUUUGCAGCCACAAAGCGACGGCCUGGAAAAUUAUAUGGUUGAGGCUAUGGAAGAACUCCAUGGAAAUCAUGGCCAUCGCAUAUCGGAGACCAUGGGCCCCGCCCUUGUCCAAUCCUUCCUCUGGAGAGUACUCGUUUCCGAAAUAUUCGAGCAAUUUCGUUGGGCACCGCAAUUACAAUCGUCUAUUACCGACGUAUACAAUAUCUUACAUCCAGAUCGCGAUUGUCAUUCUAGGCAAGGAAUAUCAACGGGGCGAGAAGCUGAACGAAAGUUUCAAAUUUGGAAGGCUACUACCUCGGCCCUUAUUCUCGAGUCUAUGGAAUGUGAGGGCGAGGAGAAGUGCCGGCGACGGAUGGUUAAAUUCACUAGUGACAUUUCCGCACUGAUCAUUGAUGUCGUGAAACCAUUUGCAUUGGGUUCAGACAAGAUAUCGGAUCAACUCGAACUUAUUAUCAAUAUGUUCAUUGGUCUGGACGAGAAAAUCUGCAGGCAAGCGACACGCGUCGACUGGCUUUUUCCAUCUUUGCAACACUCGGCACAAUUCAACCCAGAAACAAUGGCAGCAAGAGGAAGGGAGAUACCACCAGAACCGGGACAGCAUGUUGACAUGAUCGUGGCACCUGGCUUGAAGAAGCGAGGCAGACAUAUGGGUGAAGAUUUUGAGUCUGAGUAUCUCCUAUUGAAGAUGGACGUCAUUUGUACUCCCUCUUCGAAGGGGCGUGGUGGCAAGGGACAAUGUGGCCAAGUUGAUACCGAAGUAACUUGAUAAUUUCGUUAUAACGGGCCAAGUGUCGGAUAUAAAUGGAUCAACUGCAUUUUCGGUAGCGAAUAGUCUUAUUCCAGUAAUUUGGAAGCCAAAUUUUGCAAAA